AUGAACCCCUCCCACCAACCACCCAGCCCCGUCCCACCGAGGACCAGCUCCGCCGGUGCUACAAAUAGCCCCGCGAGCCCCCCAUCCCACCGCCAUCGAAAAUCAGUCACCGACGAUUCCGCCAACGGCCACCCCCCAAGGCAGAAACAUAAGCGCAACAGGUCCAGUGUCGACGGCACCAAGUACAAAGAUGGCACCUGGUCCUCCAAAAAUGAGAAAAUCCUCAUAGGCCCCUACGACUACAUGCACCAGCAUCCCGGCAAGGAUGUACGCACCCAGCUCAUCCAAGCGUUUAAUUCCUGGCUCCAGGUGCCACCAGAGAGCUUGGCCAUCAUCAGCAAAGCGGUCCUGAUGCUGCACACGGCAUCCCUACUAAUCGACGAUGUCGAAGACAACUCUGUCCUCCGCCGCGGCGUCCCCGUCGCCCACAACAUCUUCGGCACAGCCCAAACCAUCAACUCCGCAAACUACGUCUAUUUCCUCGCCCUCCAAGAAAUCCAACGCCUAAAUAAUCCCGCCGCAAUCGACAUCUACGUCAAGGAGCUCCUUAACCUUCACCGGGGCCAGGGUAUGGACCUCUUCUGGCGCGACACCCUCACCUGCCCCACCGAAGACGAGUACCUCGAAAUGGUCGGCAACAAGACAGGCGGUCUCUUCCGACUCGCCGUCAAACUCAUGCAAGCCGAGAGUAGCACAGGCAAAGACUGCGUCAGUCUGGUGAAUGUCAUGGGUCUAAUUUUCCAGAUCUGCGACGAUUACCUGAAUCUCUCCAAUACGGCAUACACGCAUAAUAAAGGUCUCUGUGAAGAUCUGACCGAGGGAAAAUUCUCUUUCCCGAUUAUUCAUAGCGUUCGCUCGAAUCCUGGCAAUCAUCAGCUUGUGAGCAUUCUAAAGCAGAAGACUCAGGAUGAGGAAGUGAAACGCUAUGCGGUGCAGUAUAUGCAAAGUACCGGCAGUUUCACGCAUACACGGCAGGUUGUUCGAGAUUUGCACGAUCGGGCGUUGUCUCUGAUUGAAUUGAUUGAUGCUACGCCCCGCAUUAAUGGUGCUGGGGAUGGCGAGAUGGUGCGUGCUGUUCUGCAUAAAAUUGUGGAUUCUACAUUAUCGGAUGAAUCGGCACAGUAG
Penicillium waksmanii is the source of this 1125-nucleotide messenger RNA. Its product is annotated as FPP/GGPP synthase family protein. Lineage: Eukaryota; Fungi; Ascomycota; Eurotiomycetes; Eurotiales; Aspergillaceae. The transcript has 2 exons. The record is from RefSeq and is a predicted model, not a curated record. Gene Ontology annotation, molecular function: prenyltransferase activity. The coding region runs from base 1 to 1125 and encodes 374 amino acids. Gene Ontology annotation, biological process: isoprenoid biosynthetic process.